CGUCCAGAGACGCGGUGCCCAAAGCAGCAAAUCGCGCGCGCUGCAGCCGUGUGGUCCCCCUUCCGCGGCUAUCUCCGUGCAACUGACAAGGACACUCUGCAGGCACUAACUCCGGCGACCCCUGCUCGGAGACGCCCGACCGGCAGUCAUGGUCUAUUUCGGGCCGUCCAAGGGCUGUCUCACGUGCCGGCAGCGGCGGAAGAAGUGUGACGAGGCAAGGCCCUCAUGCGGAAGGUGCAUCAAAUCUCGACGGACAUGUCGAGGCUACGAAGACACUGAUGUCAAUACAUUCCGCCCUUACAUCCAGUCGCCAGCAACCGGACCAUCCCAGCCGUCGAGACAGAAUAACGCGCCAGUCUAUCCAUCACAGUACUACAAACUCCUGCAAGUACAACAGCAAGCACCGACAUUCAUAUCAGAGGGCCGGCGAUGCACUCUCCCCGCCCGCGUCGCACCUCCCGGCAGCACGGAGAUUCCCGAGGACUUUCGGGGCGCCGAGGUCACAGAGUCUGCGCGGCUCCAGUUUGCCCUGCGCGGGUUCUUUUACGAUUACUGCGUCAUCACCACGAAUACCCAGCUGUCCCGAGGGUUCUUGUCGAACGUGGAACUCAUGACCAGGGAGCUCGGGCUGGACAGCCAUCUGGUCAAGGCAUGUGAGGCGGUGGCGUGUGCGGUGCAUGGCAAGACGCUGAACCGGCCGAAUCUCGUCACGAUGGCGGAGACGAGGUACCAGGAUCUGCUUGGCGAGCUGGCGCAGCUGAUUGACUAUUCCAAGCCAAGAGAUGAGCGCGAGCCGUGGCUCGUGGCCAUGUUGCUCGGCGUGUACCAGAUUGUACAUGCCUCCGAGGAGGAUCCAGGGAGUCACUUGGCGCAUUCAAGGGGUCUAGCAGCGCUUCUUGGUAUUGCACAUUCUCCUCUUGCUCUUCUGCAACCUUCUCCCAUGAAGACCGACCGCAGCCCAGAUGCAACAACGCUAGGAGCACUACCUCUUUGCUCAUUCUUCAUCGCCCCAUCCAUUGACCCAAGUACGGACGAAUCUCUUGACGGACUCGCCCUUGCCACCCAUGCACUGUGGAAUCGCCACCAAUCUCUCAAGCACUGUCUCCAGAGCCAGACUCCAACAUUGGAAACACCGCUUGCCAUUAAAGACGACGCGAUAGCGCUCGAACGCCGUUUCCAGCACUGGCAACAGACGCGAGCGCCCGAGUUCCACCCCGUUGCCAGCGGGGACAUCCCAGACCUCUACGGCAGGAUUCUGGAUGUAGAGUCCCCCCCGGCACCAGAAGUGGGAUACUGGCCUGGCAGAGUGGACAGCUACUUCGACCACUAUGUCGCCGGCGUGUGGAAUGUCUUUCGCGCGACCCGGCUCCUGGUGCUGUACCUCAUUAUUACGCUCGAGCCGGGCCCGGCUUCAGGUUCCAAUCACUCUCGGGCAGCACAAGCAACACACCGUUCUGCAGAGGCAGCAUCACCACCCUCUCCACCGGCCCUCCGCGAUCACGAAAGCAGCUCGGGCUAUACCAGCACGUGUAGCAUCGUGGGCGGAACUAGCACGGCACUUGCCAAUGCGACGGAGGACGGCAAGAACCCCACAGCGCUGGAGCACUACACCGCGACUGGGCAUCAGGUCGUCCGCGACAUCCUGUCCUCGAUACCGUACAGCCUGACGGACAAACUACCUGUACAUAUGGCCAACGCCUGCUCACAGGCCGCCGCCCCACGAGCACCAGCGGCCGUGCAUGAACAAGAGACCUCCAGUCCCGCCCCGCCGCCGCCGCCGCCGAUGGACACGGGCCGCGUCUCUGGCGGAUUGCUGCUCAUGCACCCGCUGCACGUGGCGAUCAACAUGCCCUUUGUGCAGGAGGAUGUCAAGGCGUACAUGCGUCGGACGCUCGAGUGGAUAGGGACGAAGGGCGGGGUCGGCCAGGCGGGGAUCCUUGCCAAGGCCGACGGGGUGCUGGAUCUCGAGUAUCUGUCGAGUUCAUGCUUGAUCAUCUGGGCCGGGUUCCUGGGAUGACUGCAGUCAAGUGCAGCGAAGAGGAAGCAACCCAGCCAGAAGCUAAAGACACUGGAUUUGAGCGAGCAUGCAGCGUGUGUAUCCCUCGUGUGCGGAUUCGUUGACACUUCUCAUGUACGCUGGGCAACAGCAUGUCGUUCAACGAAGCAGCAGCGAGUUGUCUGUGGGCAGCCUCAUCCCUCGCGAACGCGCAGAAGAGGAUCUCUAAAGGAGGCAUGGGAUGGAUUCAAAAGCUGCUGCUGUACAUGAGCUGCUAGAUGAUUGCGUGCGAGUGCAGCACCUAUCAAACGUUGUGCUGAUUAAUCCGCUUUGCAGAUUGCGGGGAGGGAAUCUGGUGGACGGCUGGCGGCUAGCAAAGGCUACUCCAGUGGGAUGCCGACGACGCUAUCAUUACAAAUUAGAGUGGGACCAGCCAGACAGUCCCCCUUUGAAAUCAUGGUCGAUGCGACCACACCCGAC
Messenger RNA from Microdochium trichocladiopsis, 2476 nucleotides. RefSeq lists its product as uncharacterized. Gene Ontology annotation, molecular function: DNA-binding transcription factor activity, RNA polymerase II-specific; zinc ion binding. Gene Ontology annotation, biological process: regulation of DNA-templated transcription. The transcript is spliced from 6 exons. Bases 149 to 2017 code for a protein of 622 amino acids. The record is from RefSeq and is a predicted model, not a curated record. NCBI's taxonomy places the organism in Eukaryota, Fungi, Ascomycota, Sordariomycetes, Xylariales, Microdochiaceae.